AUGGGCAUUCUCUCGUGCCCUAGCGACCCAACAAACGCUGCAGCAGCAGCAGCAGACCUAGCAGCUGAAAAUGCUACUGGCGUUUCGACAUCAGCAGAAACAGCAAAUACGUCUGUCCCCUCGGGUUCGAUGGAGCUGGAACAUGCGGAGGCCUUCCCACAUCAUGACGCUUCAGAUGAAGACCAACUUGCCCCCCCAACCUGGGGAGCCUGCGACAGCGAGAAGCAACAUAUGCUGGAUGCAAAAAACGACGGAAUUCCAGCGUGCGGUGACCAGUCCGCUCCGGGGAACGACGAGCAGCGGUUUACGCAACAAGAGGAAGUUGACACAUGCCUCAAGAAGGAAGGUUCUGCUGAGUGCACUACAUGCGGAGAGGAUUUAUCGAAGGUCGGCAAUUCCCAGAAAGGGAGAGCAGGAAUCUGCGAGGCGUGCAGCGGCAAAAUACAGACAAGCAGUGUGCCGAACGAAAUGCAUGGAGAGGAACCAUUUGAGCCGCACUCUCAGGUCGAGGCAUCCUCCGUAGCGACCGCCGUCGAAGACACAGGGGCCACCUCCAACCGUCAUCAAGGGCAGGCGGAAGUGGCCGACGAGGCAGAAAAAUCGCCAGCGGCUUCGCGCAACAGCAGCAGCAGCAACGGUAGCAGCGGAUCAAGCACGUCGUCGACGCGUGGGCGGAGUGCAUCUGGCGCGGGCAGCACAGCGGGAUCUGCAGCAACAGCAGGAGCAACAGCAACAGGAGCGGCAUCAGGAGCAGCAACAGCAGCAGCUGCGCCUCGUAAGUGCAUUGAUGAGGGUUCUGCUCGGCGGCACGUGGUUCCCGUGGGGCCGCGCCACCAGGUUCCUUGCCUACCCCCUUUCUUUCUAGAGAACGGAGGGUUUGGGUGCUGCUGCGGGGAGCCUUCCCCUGCUCUAGACCCAAGUUUAACGGCGAAACUAGUUUAUUCUCCCUCUUCUUUAGAGAGGGUGAGACAAAGGAGGCUUGCUGAGGGGCUGGCGGACCGGGCGAUUUGCACCGAAGGAGACAUGGAAGCAUUUAUGCAGCAAUGCGCGAAGAACUGGAAAGGCAAUAAACCCGGCUGGCAGCCUUUCAGCCCCGAGUUUGCCUUCAAGCUGCUGCACUACGCUGGUUACGACCCCGCCAAGGCGUUGCAGCUGAUGGAGGAUCCGCAGUUCUCUUUCCAGCUCGUCUGCGAUGGACCUGUGAGGCGCUACGACAACAAAUGGAGGCCAAAAGACAGGAGAGGAGUCAUCUCCCCCACACCCUACCCUCCGCCAGUGUUCCUCAGGGGCUAUCUGUCACGCAGGCACUACAGAGAGAGCACGGGUUACUCCCUUCGCUAG
Eimeria maxima is the source of this 1341-nucleotide messenger RNA. RefSeq lists its product as hypothetical. NCBI's taxonomy places the organism in Eukaryota, Apicomplexa, Conoidasida, Eucoccidiorida, Eimeriidae. The transcript has a single exon. Bases 1 to 1341 code for a protein of 446 amino acids. The record is from RefSeq and is a predicted model, not a curated record.